Molecule: messenger RNA, 1564 nt
Organism: Chaetomium fimeti
Lineage: Eukaryota; Fungi; Ascomycota; Sordariomycetes; Sordariales; Chaetomiaceae
Product: Alpha/Beta hydrolase protein
Exons: 4
Coding region: 106-1206 (366 amino acids)
Molecular function (GO): lipase activity
Source: RefSeq, a predicted model, not a curated record
GCGUCUGCCCCCGGGAUCGGAUCGCGAUCACUUCAUGCACGGGUCCAAUAUUGCCGAAUCCAACAAUCAUUAUCGGAACUUUGACUAUUACAGAGAUACCAUACCAUGGUCGGCACUCCCCCAGCAGCCCCCCCGGGCUUCACUGAUCACACUUUCAAAUCUGCCAGCGGCGCAGAGUUGGCUGUGAGGGUAUGGCCUGCCGAGACUCCGGUCAAGGAGCCGGCGCCGUUUGUCAUCUGGACCCAUGGCGGUGGAUGGUUUGGGGGUUUCCACUUCGCCCCCUUGCCGUGGAUGGCACCCGGCUUCCGGCAGCGCGGAUACCACUUCAUCUCCCACAACUACCGGCUCGCUCCGCAAGCUCGCGUGGAUGAGCAGCUAGCCGACUGCCUCGAGGCAGUGUCAUGGUGCCGCACCAACCUACCCACCAUCCUCGGGGCCGACAAAGUCGACGUGGAUCGCUAUGUCCUCUGUGGUGAGUCCGCAGGUGGUCAUCUUGCCACCUUGAUGGGUCUUCACCUGCCGACCCCCGCUCCGAGGGCAAUAAUCGACGUGUACGGCGUGGUAGACUUCAUCUCGAUGAAAGCGUUCGGCCCUCCCAACCAACGCCCCAGCCGAGCCACGCAGGGACCAUGGGACGGCAAGUUCUCCGAAGAGACCCUCAACAGGCUCCUCCGCGACCGCGACCAAGCCAAUGUCCUGACCGACGCGCUGCCGUGGGACGAGUUCACCCGCCUGACCGACGCCGAGAUCAGCAAGCUGUGGGCGACGGACUUCUGCUACACGGACCGGGUGCUGAUGCAGGCCGAGCUGCACAUGAUGCACUCGCUGUCGCGGUCUGCGGACGGGCUGCAUGUUGGUAUCAUGCACAGGGAGACGUUUGGUAGUGAGGAGGAGUUUAUGGCCUUUGUUCGCUCCAUGUCGCCGCUCCGGGUCCUCCAGCAGCGCGUCAUUGAGGGGAAAGGGGGGCUUGACCUGUAUCCGCCUACGGCGUUCCUACAUGGCACUGGGGAUGUGGAUGUUCCUGUUGAGCAGAGCUAUGCCAUGGCUGGUGUGCUGAAGGACGCUGGAGUACCGGUGGUAGAAUGCUAUGAGGAGGGUGGGCUUCAUGUGUUUGACAUGAAGUAUACGGGUCCGGACGUACCGGGAUGGGACACGUACAUUGUUCCUAUUCUCGACUUUGUCGACAGGCAUGCUGGGUCUGGGUAAAUCGUGGAGUAUUGUAUAUAUACCUACCUAUGUCCCAUGUCCCAUGUCGAACAGUUGUCCACCAGACUACAAAUAUCCACGGGCCACGAAAACAACAUCCCCCCUGGUAUACUAUCAUACUUAUAUUAAAGGAGGCUAUUGUCCUAACAAACGCCCCGAUAUAACCUCGCAUCAAGGCGACGCUCAAGGGAGUAACCAGUGCUCCUGUUAUCAACCAAAUCGAGUAUCACGCCUACUUGUAGCACGGUGACAAUUGGGUUUCCUAUAUGUAGGAGAACCAUGUGCACGUCGGUUACCACCACCCUAGGGGCAGUUUGUUCAUUACUGGCGUAGGGACUGGCGACUGUAAUGAUCCCGC